Messenger RNA from Thermothelomyces thermophilus ATCC 42464, 1602 nucleotides. RefSeq lists its product as uncharacterized. The transcript is spliced from 2 exons. Lineage: Eukaryota; Fungi; Ascomycota; Sordariomycetes; Sordariales; Chaetomiaceae. Bases 1 to 1602 code for a protein of 533 amino acids. The record is from RefSeq and is a predicted model, not a curated record.
AUGAUCUCUCGCAAGCCUACCUCUCCGCCCUCCCCACACCUCCCCCGACAGGGCGUCCUCACCGGCCGCAUCGAUCGCAACAACGAGGAUGGCAGCUCGGACGGCGAGAGCCCUUACAAGCAAAAUCAGCAUCGUAUGGUCGCCGGGACGACUCACGCUGAAGGUGCCGGUGCCGACCCUCCCGUCCCGGGCCAACCGCGCGGGAGGACCAACCGCGGCGGCGGGAAGUAUGGCCGUUGCCCGCGCUGCGGGACGGGCCGCCGCGUGCGCUCCCGCUUCAACCCGUACGGCCAGUCGGUGCACAGGGGGAAGUUCCGCUUCGUCUGCAGCGACCGCGCCAACCACGGUUGCGGCUAUUCCGAGGUGCUUGAGUCGGAUCCCGCUCUGGACCCGGAGUCCUAUCUUGAGCAUUCGGCUGCUCCCCCGCAGGCAGCCCCCAGCUCCGCGUCCGCGGCUAUCCGGAACCGGCGUCAGGGACAGAGUCAGGGCCGCACUCGCGGUUCUAGCGCCAGUGGCAGUGGUGGCGUGAACCUGGAUGCGAGUCGUGAUGGCAUCGGCAGAGGUACUGUCAGUUGCGGGAACGGGAAAUAUGACAUUGAAUAUGAGGAAGAAAGAAGCGAGGAGGAAAAUGAGAAUGAAGAAGACCCCGAGCCGGUGCGCCGACGCCCGCUCACUACUGCCUCCGAAGCCUUCAGCAAUCGCGCCAAUGAUGAUAGAGGCGCCGGCCGGGACACACCCCAGCAGAGACUCGGCUGCCCCCAAUGCAUGCAGGGCCGCCUGUUCAAAAAGUACAAGAACGUCGCUCCGUUUACCGAGGCCGUCCUGGUCUGCGAGAAGGGUCGGAACGGCAAGAACACGAUGGGCGGCUGCGGCUACAUGGUCGACAUCGGCGCCGAGCCGGCCGACGAUGACGACGCCGGCGCCGGCGCCGCUAUUAUUACCGCCGACGACCAGGACAAGGGCGAGAGGGCGGCCAACGCUCGAGCACAGAUACGGCAGCUCAAGAAGAACUCGGCCCGGCAGUUUGCCCGCGAGAGGAAGGAGAAAGAGAAGUUCAUCAUGGAGGAGCGCGCCCGCGCCGUGGCCGACCCCAACGCCGCGGCCGUCAUGGCCGCCCCUGACCCCAAGACCAAGAGAAAGAAGAUCCUCGUCGACCUCACCAGCGACGACGAGCUCCUGCGCCCUGCCCGCCCGGAGCUGGCCGGCGAGGCCGUCGGCCCUUACGCGCCGAUCUUCAUCGUGAGCAGCGACGACGAGGCCGCCCCGCCCGUCAAGCCCGCGAGGCGACCAAUCAGAACUGCCGAGGUCACUAUUGGGUCUCUCCAAGGGCCCGAAGCCACCGCGCCUGACGACUUUGAUUCCGUCGACGACGCGGAGCUCACCCGGCUCGCCGAGCUCGCCGAACAGGCCGGCCGCGCUGAUCACAGAACCGAUGACAACAGCAGAAAGGAAAAAGAGAAAGAGGAGGAGGAGACCUGCGGAGACAACGAGACGGACAUGAUGCUGCUGGCCGGACGACUCGCUUACGAGAGAACCGAGAGAGGUCAGAGCGCCGCUGCCAGGGCCGCGAGGAUCAGAACAACCUCCAGAGAUUCCAUGUGA